UAACAACAUCACAACAUUUCAACGCUCCGUUCUUUCCCACAUGGCGACUGUCGCUGUGACGAUCGUCAAAUAUGUGAUGAGUCUCCGUUCGUAGCAUUUAUUAUCCUUGCGUCGCUUCGGAAAGCGUGAUUUGCUCAAACUAUCCUUAGUGUCUGAGAGUAUCAGUCAAGCGUUGAAGAAAGAAACAUGCCGGGUGGCAAACGCAAGAAGUUCAUCGACAAAAAGAACGCCGUUACCUUUCAACUGGUCCAUCGUAGCCAGAAGGAUCCCCUUCAGGCGGACGAAACAGCGCCUAAGCAUGUCCUGCUUGAAAAACGGACCGGGCGGCCCUUCACUGGAGACGACAGGCCGGGCCAUGUCCCAGCUUCCGACGAGAAGAGAAAAGAAGAACAGCGUAAAUAUGGUAUCUACUUUGACGACGACUACAACUACCUGCAACAUCUCAAAGAUGUCAACACUGUGGCGGACUGGGAACCGGUCAUCCACAGGGUGCGCAUCCCGGCUGGACAGAGUGGGGAAGCCAAGGCCAAGAAGGAAAUCAGACUGCCUUCGUCAGUCUUUCAAUCAACCGUUGAAGAGAAGGAAGGCCUACUUAACAAAGCAGUGCCCCAAGUUGGACCAAGGCCCGACUGGGACCCAGACGUUGUGGCAGCCUUAGAUGACGAUUUUGACUUCGAAGACGACGAAAAUAUCCUGGAAGAUGAUUUUAUACAGCUUGCUGAAGGACCCGUUGACGCUACUGAUGUUGAUGUUGAAGACAGUGACAGUUGUGAUGACGAAGAAGAAGAUUUUGAAACAGACGAAGGGAGUGAAGAGCGAUUCUCUUUUGCUGAAGAAGAAACACAGUCGAGGUUUACAAGCUACUCCAUGUCUUCGUCCGUGAUCCGGAGAACUGAAGGGCUCAAGACCCUUGACGAACGUUUUGAAGAGAUGUUCAAGCAGUACGAUGACCUGGAAGUCGGAGCUCUGGAUGGUGAAGAGAUCGAAGGAUACGUACAACCUGACAGCGAGAUUAUGAAGGCUCUAGUCAAAGAUUUCCAGCACAUGAAACAGCUGCCGACACUCAAAGAGGUGACAUUAGACAAAGGAUGUGCAAGGAGCGCUGUGACCAUGGCUGCCAUUGAAGAGGAGGACGACGAGAUGGUAGACUUGCAAAUCAGUGCCGAUGCGCCCAAGGAACGCUGGGACUGCGAGUCCAUCAUAAGUACUUAUUCGAACCUUUACAACCAUCCAAAACUCAUCACAGAGCCAAAGAAGGAGAAGGUAAAGGUGUCGGCCAGAACAGGCAUUCCCAUCAUUGAAAAGGGAGGCCUGAGUCGCCAAGGGCUCAAACAGUUGGACCGCGAGUUUGAAGGCAACUCGGAUGAAGAAACGCGGUCGCGAACGUCGGUGGCAUCCAGCAUUCGCCCAAAGGACGAGACGCCGGAGCAACGCAAAGAGCGAAAGGCUGCAGUGCGUGCUAUGCGACGCGAACGCAGGGCUGAAAAGAAGGCCAACUCGGAAGCCUUCAAGGCCGAAAUGCUGAGACAAGAGAAGGCAAUGGCCAAUGUGCGGCAGAACCUCAAUUCUAUGCGGCUUUAUUGAACUGUCAAAUAUAAACCGAUAAUUUUUGUACAGAAAGAAGCAGCUUUGCCAAUGCGCGAGUUGCGUAAUAAAACUCCUUUUU
Messenger RNA from Rhipicephalus sanguineus (brown dog tick), 1666 nucleotides. It is a transcript of the gene LTV1, whose product is annotated as protein LTV1 homolog. Gene Ontology annotation, biological process: ribosomal small subunit export from nucleus; ribosomal small subunit biogenesis. Gene Ontology annotation, cellular component: preribosome, small subunit precursor; cytosol; nucleus. The record is from RefSeq and is a predicted model, not a curated record. Lineage: Eukaryota; Metazoa; Arthropoda; Arachnida; Ixodida; Ixodidae. The transcript has 10 exons. The coding region runs from base 187 to 1584 and encodes 465 amino acids.